AUGGUCACUCUUCGAUGGAUAGUCGGCGUGGCUGCUGCUGCCUCUGCUGCGUCAGCGAGUGUGUUUGAUUUUAUAAUGCCGUCUGGUGUUCUUGAGCGGAAUGAUCUCACACUUCUGAAGCGCGAAAAUCUCUCAGUCGGCUCUCCGCUCUACAACUGCCAUGACAAUUGCGGUAUGGCGAUCGAGGAGAUCCAGAACUGCGGCAGCAUUUGCAAUGAUACGACGUUUAUCACGGACUAUAACAACUGCCUGCAAUGCUCCGGCUCGGAUAAUGAGGAUAUCUGGCAAUGGUACGGGCCAGAGUUGAACACCAGCGCAGCAGCUUGUGGCUUCUCCGUCACACCUCUGAAUGGUACACAGGACAGCGUCGGUACCGCCAUCACGGCUAGCAACACCACUGCGGCCUGUACCGCUGCUCAGGAGGCCAGCAGCUCGGCCUCGGCCACCAGUUCCUCUACUUCUGCAUCGAGCACUAGCUCCUCUCUUAUGGAGCCGUUGUUGUUGUAG
Molecule: messenger RNA, 507 nt
Organism: Cryphonectria parasitica EP155
Lineage: Eukaryota; Fungi; Ascomycota; Sordariomycetes; Diaporthales; Cryphonectriaceae
Exons: 3
Coding region: 1-507 (168 amino acids)
Source: RefSeq, a predicted model, not a curated record